Messenger RNA from Pungitius pungitius (ninespine stickleback), 3203 nucleotides. It is a transcript of the gene ppm1nb, whose product is annotated as protein phosphatase, Mg2+/Mn2+ dependent, 1Nb (putative). Bases 693 to 1976 code for a protein of 427 amino acids. The transcript has 6 exons. Gene Ontology annotation, molecular function: manganese ion binding; protein serine/threonine phosphatase activity; magnesium ion binding. Lineage: Eukaryota; Metazoa; Chordata; Actinopteri; Perciformes; Gasterosteidae. Gene Ontology annotation, cellular component: nucleus; cytosol. The record is from RefSeq and is a predicted model, not a curated record. Gene Ontology annotation, biological process: peptidyl-threonine dephosphorylation; positive regulation of canonical NF-kappaB signal transduction; negative regulation of canonical NF-kappaB signal transduction.
GCAGUGACACAACACAUACACCACGACCAUAUUCAAUGUAUACAAGUGUAAUAUCAGUUCAAACGGCUCAUCCGUGUGCAUAAACCUUCUGCCACUGUGUCUCUUAUUUCCCCCAUCGGUAAAACACUGUGGGCUAAAGGGCCGACAGUCCUGUAAUCCACUGCGGUGGAAGCUCGUAAUCCCAACCGAUCACACGUCGAGAUUACCAAACAUGUGGGAGGGCCACAGCUUCCGAUAGGACGACGAUGGGAGAGAUUGAGCUCAAACAAGACAGUGGCGGUAGAAGCAAGCGGCGAUUGGUGCACAUAAAUAGCCAACCAAUCACAGUCAAGGCAGGAAAAAUAACAAGGAGAGACCUGGUGAAAGAGAGGAGCUAUGAAAAAGUGGGAAAGAGAGUGAAAUCACAGCAGCGCAGAGGAGAGAACCAGAAGCAGAGGAAGGAUGAGUGGAAGAGAGAGCACUGAUCGGUGAGGUCUCCAGAGAGGAGAGAAGAAGGAAAGGAGAUGAGCACAGAGAGGGGGGUGAGCAGCCAGCACUGAGAGCGUUUAUCAGCUCAGGCGGCCAUGCUCUGAGCCCUGGAGCAGCAGGGCUACGCAGACACUGCACAGGCCCAGCAUCAGGCCCACCUCCGUCAUCCGCUCCAGCCACAGACACCGGGGAAGAAAAGGAAGAAUCAGCACGCAUCACAAGCCAUGAGGACCUCCAGGAAGGGCAGCGUGGAGAUGCCGGCAUUUAUGCGGCAGCUGGUGAAAGAGACGGAGAAAAGGGUCAGCUCUUUCUUCAAAGGGGGCCGCGGAGGAGCCGCCGAGGGAGAUCAAGCGAGGGAUGGGGAGAGGGAGGAGGUCAUUCCCAGCCCCUACUUGGACCGGCCGGUCCUGGACAAGCUGACCGAGGAAGGCUGUGCCCGCUGGGGCCUUACCUACGCCCUGGGAAGCAUGCAGGGAUGGAGGGCCAACAUGGAGGACUUCCACAACUGUGUGCCACAGCUGGGUGGAGAGCUGGCCGACUGGAGCUUCUUCGCUGUGUUCGAUGGCCAUGCAGGCAGCAACGUGGCACAGUACUGCUCCCAGCACCUACUGGGUCAGAUCCUAACCACAGGUGGGAUAGGACCAGAGGACGACCCUGAAAGGGUCAAAGGAGCCUUGAUGGAGGGCUUCCUGCAGACGGACAAACACCUGCACGCUGCGGCGCGUCGAGAAGGCUGGGAGAGGGGCGGCACCACUGUGGUGGCUGCCCUCAUCUCGCCGUAUUACAUCUACUUCGCCAACUGUGGUGACUCCAGGGCCAUGUUGUGCCGGUCGGGCCAGGUUUGCUUCUCCACCGAAGACCACAAACCGUACAGUCCCCUGGAGAAGGAGCGCAUCGAAAGCGCAGGCGGCUCCGUGUCCAUCCAACGGAUCAACGGUUCCCUGGCGGUGUCCCGCGCCCUGGGGGACUUCAGCUACAAGGGGGCGGAGAACCGGACGCCCACCCAGCAGAUGGUGUCACCGGAGCCAGAGGUGUGUGUGGUGGAGCGCUCACCUGCAGAUGAGUUCCUGGUGCUGGCCUGUGACGGGGUGUGGGACAUCAUCAGCAACGAGGAGCUGUGUGCCUUCAUCCACAACCGGCUGAGCGUCUGCACCGACCUGAGGGACGUCUGCACCCAGGUCAUUGACCUCUGUCUCUAUAAGGGCAGCUUGGACAAUAUCAGCAUCAUCCUGCUGUGCUUCCCUGGAGCCCCCCAGCUGUCAGCAGAGGCAUUGCACCAGGAGGCCGAACUGGAGGACCUGCUGGAGUCCAAAGUAGUAGAGAUUUAUGAUGAGCUGUGCGUCCGAGGGGAAGAACCCGACCUGCUGUCCGUCCUCACCAUCCUCGCAUCCUCAGACAUCCCCGGAUUACCACCAGGAGGAGGCAUUCAGAGCAAGAACUGCAUUAUUUCUGCUUACUAUGAACAAAGAGACAACCACAAGCCCCUGCUACCAAAUGGAGGCUCUUGAGAAGCCGGGCUGGUCCCCGAGGAUCCAUGGAAGGACUGUAAUUCAUUUCAAUAUUAAAACUGUUUUCUUCAUGUGUGCACUUUGACAAAGAGGGAGAUGUUGAACUGACAGAAGUGUUGGUUUACAUCAUACUAGAAAACAGUAUCUUGGCAUAACAAAUACAAUGCAAAAUAGAUCUAAUUAAGCCUAAUACAUUUUAUAUUUAUACAAGCAGGACAUUUUGUAAAACCUACUCAGAGACAUGAUCCAGCUACAAACCUCUGCCUCAUAUUCAGUGAACAGAAAAUACAGAUGAGAAUUCUACUGUAAAACUGAAUAACUAGCUGUGAAAUUGUACAAUGUCGUUGUAUGAAAAUACAAAUGAGGAUAUGUAUGUAGAGUUGUGUUUUAAAGAGGAUGUAUAAGGAGGGUAAAUGGGUAAGUGCUAGCCAGAAGCUAACAUACGGCUAACAUAUAUCCAUCGGCUGCAACAUGGAGCGCUAGCGGUGCCAGCGGCGGGGGGGCAGGUGGGAGCGCACAAAUUUAGCUUUUCCUCAUAGCAAAAAGAGACAAAAAUAAAAACGAAUAUAAUGUUUAAUUGCUAUUUCAACGCAUACAAACACUUAUUCAAGAAAAAAAGUAAAUUUCUCUCAAAAUCUAAACCUUUAUUGAAAAGAAGUUUACUUCUAUGAUUUUUGUUUAUUUGAAACAUAUAGAAUUAGAUCCACUUUGCUUAAGUUACGUGAUAUGUUAGGAGUUAAUUGUUAAAAUCAUUUGAUAAAUUAUCAUCAAAAUAUCCAUACUGCAUGUAACGGUUGGAUUGUAGACUAUUUCAGAACUAAAAGUAUCAAUCAAAAUCAAUUUUAUGUGAAUAAGUUCUACAACUAUAUUUUUUGCAAGUCUUUCCAUUUUCGAAUAACCAUAUUUCUAAACAUUUUACCCAGUGUUUGUGGAAUGUUUUUUUUUCCAGAAGUUGGUUGAAAUGUACUGUGCUGCCUUAUUCAUUUUUUUAUAUAGUGAAGAUAAAACAAACAGCAUCAGAACGGUCCAGUUUUGGGAUGGGUCGUUUUAUCAGCGUCAUAUAUUGGAUCAUGGAUUCAUCAUGGAUUCAUCAUGGAUUCAUCAUCUCAGAAAUUUUGUGUGUAUAGAAAUGACAGGUUAAAAGUCAUUGCUGUUUUAAACACCAAAAAAUAAUAUUUAAUUGACAACUUGCAGUGUUUUUACCCAAAAUAAAUCCCUAAAACACCA